Messenger RNA from Hemicordylus capensis (graceful crag lizard), 1937 nucleotides. It is a transcript of the gene SCO1, whose product is annotated as protein SCO1 homolog, mitochondrial. NCBI's taxonomy places the organism in Eukaryota, Metazoa, Chordata, Lepidosauria, Squamata, Cordylidae. The transcript has 6 exons. The record is from RefSeq and is a predicted model, not a curated record. Gene Ontology annotation, biological process: mitochondrial respiratory chain complex IV assembly. The coding region runs from base 383 to 1225 and encodes 280 amino acids.
CCGCUAAGAGGGCGCCUCUCUCCUCGCUCUUCCUCUGAGUGCCACUUCCGAGUUAACUUCCGAAUCAAUUUGCUUCCUCUCUCCGAGGGAGUCCGUUUUCUGCUUCUAAGGAAGCCUUUUCCCAUCAGCCAUGCUGUCUGCAAUUUCCCGGCCCUCUCCUCUGUCUUCCGUCACACACCAUCUUCACAGAGCGAGAAAAAGAUUCUUAGGAAUUCUAAAGGAAUUAAGUGUUACACGCCAUCGCAAUCCUUAUUGAGACUUCAGGUUCAAAACCGAUCCGGUUUCUCCAUCUUAACAAUACAAAGCCUAUACCGUUCCUUUCACCAUAGAGAGGUCAACGGAUAGAGCGACGCUACAUUGCGCCCAUUGAGAAUCCCAGCCCAUGCUCCUGGCCCUUUUCGCAGUUAACCGGAAAUGGUGCCGCUCUAGUCUUCUGUCUCUAUGGGCCAGGGAGAAGAUGGCGGCGAGAUGCCGGCCUUGGCUCCGGCUCCUGUGGGGUCUCCGAGCCUCGCCGCGGUGUACUUUCCACCCUGUUCGGUCCUUAUCCGCAGAGCUCCCAGGCGAUACACGGCGGGAUGGUCCUAGCAAACCUGGGCCUGUAACUUGGAAGACUCUGGCAAUCACCUGUGUGGUUGGUGGAGGAUUGCUAGGAGCAAUGAAAUUCUUUAAGAAAGAAAAAGAAGAAAAGUUGGAGAAGGAGCGGAAACGGACUCUUGGAAAGCCAUUGUUGGGAGGCCCUUUCUCACUUAUUGAUCACCAAGGACAACCCAAGUCAGAUCGUGACUAUUUGGGCCAGUGGGUCUUACUGUAUUUUGGGUUUACGCACUGCCCUGAUAUCUGCCCAGAAGAACUAGAAAAAUUGGUUCUAGUGGUGGAUGAAAUUGAUGGGAUCCGGUCUCUGCCAAACAUCACUCCACUCUUCAUCACCAUUGACCCAGAGAGAGACACUAAAGAAGCCAUUGCCAAAUACGUUAAAGAGUUUUCACCCAAGUUGAUUGGACUGACGGGUACCAAAGACCAGAUUGAUCAAGUGGCUCGAACCUUCCGGGUCUAUUACAGCUCUGGCCCCAAAGAUGAAGAUAAUGAUUACAUAGUAGAUCACACCAUCAUCAUGUACCUUCUUGGACCAGAUGGGGGCUUUGUUGAUUAUUACGGUCAAAACAAGAACAACUCUGAGAUUGCUGCUUCAAUUGCUGGACACAUGAGACAAUAUAAACAGAGCUAAGGGGUGGGAAUUUUCCAGCUAUAAGGCAGGCAAGCUGUUAAUCAGGCAGGCAUACACCAUACUGCUAAAUGUAUCAGGUGAUAUGUCAUGGAGAGCUGACUUUCUGGAUGAAGUGUUGUGCAAGUAACAUGACUUGGCAUCUUCUUCAUGGGACUGAAUUUGCAGCUAAGGCUAUGCCUACAGGCUAAGACUUAUCUGGAUUAAAUAAGAACCCAAAUGUCAUUCAACAAAAUACUUGCUGGGACACUUUUCUUUGAGUGUGCCUUAACCUUGCAUUCAUUUCUUAAAAGCCUUUUGAGACCACAUUGAGGUGGUCUCAGUGAAGGGAUCAGCACUUCUGAAUGUAAGGUCAGAGCCUUGGAAUCUUUCCCCACCUUGCAGUAUGUUUUCUUACCAUCCUGAACAGAUGCAUGUAGAGUGAAGUUCUAAACUCCGCACACUGAUUUCAUGGGACCAGUCUUGUCUGGCAUCUGAACAUUAUUUGGCUAGGACCCACUGCCUCAACAUCACUUCCAAGCUAUCAUUCCCUGCUAGUGAUAGAAACUGUUUUGUGGUUCUUUGAAAUGGCUACUGUAGGGUGGAUCAUGGCUGCUGUGGCACACUAAGUAGUAUGGUAGGACAGUAACUGAAAAUGUUUGAGACAGUAGAAUUAUUGAUCAGUUAAAAUUGUACGCAGUGCACAUAUAAUGAAAUAAAGUGAAAGAAACCUUGA